AUGACGCCCGCGUCCACGGGUGCGCCCGUCGUGCUCGUGCUCGUGGGACCGAGCGGGUCGGGGAAGAGCACGUUCUCGGAGCGGUUGCGGGCGACGGGGCGGUGGACGGUGUCGAAUCAGGACACGGUGCGGGACGGGCGCAGAGGGACGCGACGGCAGUGCGUGUCGGUGGCGAAACGGGGUGUGUGCGAGGGUAAACACGUGGUGAUCGAUCGUUGUGGGCUGAGUCGGGAGCAGAGGGAAGAUUUCGUGGCGCUGGCGAAGGCGUCGACGCCGCCGUGCGAUUUACACUGCGUGUGGUUCAACCAACCGACGACGACGUAUCAGGAGCGGGCGAGAGCGCGUAGGAAUCAUCCCGGUGGCGUCGAGGGUGAUGGUGCGGUGCGAGUGGUGCAGAUGCAGAUGCGACGCAAGGAUAACGCGCCGCCGACGAAGGAGGAGGGCUUUCGUACGAUUCGCCGCUGUCGAUUUCAGGAUGACGUCGACGCGGCGCUCGGGACGUAUCGAAUGAUUCCACCCAGCACGGUCGCUGUGGAGUUUCCGAAGCACCCUCGAACGAGCGCGACGAAGGUUGAAUCAUCUUCGAAUGCGGUCAUCGUUAUCGAUUAA
Ostreococcus tauri is the source of this 609-nucleotide messenger RNA. Its product is annotated as Polynucleotide kinase 3-phosphatase, eukaryota. The record is from RefSeq and is a predicted model, not a curated record. The coding region runs from base 1 to 609 and encodes 202 amino acids. Gene Ontology annotation, biological process: DNA repair. The transcript has a single exon. Gene Ontology annotation, molecular function: double-stranded DNA binding; polynucleotide 3'-phosphatase activity; ATP-dependent polydeoxyribonucleotide 5'-hydroxyl-kinase activity. NCBI's taxonomy places the organism in Eukaryota, Viridiplantae, Chlorophyta, Mamiellophyceae, Mamiellales, Bathycoccaceae.